GUCAACUAGACGUGCCUUUUCAUUCCGCCAACCGAGAGAAGUAACGAUGUUUCAGCUUUUCUUUUUCGUUUUAUUCACCCCUGGACUUAGUAAAUUGCUUUGCACAUCAUCAGACCUAGAAAUAUCAUACACCUUUUGUGAUUCUGUAGUUCAGACCUUCAUAUUUAAUAUAACACCUUGCACCAUGGUGAAUAAACCAAUCUGGAAUGUUGCUCUUACCUGGAUUCCACGAAACGACAUCACCUUUUUGAAGGUAGUCUUUAAAGUCUUGUAUGAUGGUGCCAAAGCGUUAGACUGGAAAGAAGUUCUUUGUAGCGGAGCCGACGAUGAAUAUGCUGUUUGUGGAACGUUGAAAGGAGAAACAGUUGCAACAACAUUUGAUAUUAAAGGUGCACGAACAACAUUUCCACAGGGAAAAUAUACUAUUAUUAUACACGGAUUCGCUGAUGAUUCUGAAAAGAAUAUGCUCGUAUGCCUAAAUUUCACCAUGACAGUAAAACAAGAAGCUCUCUGAAUGCGACAAAUGUUACCAGUAAUUCCAGAACACUGAGAUUCCUUCUGCAAGCAAUUGGGAUCUGAUCUAUGAAUUAAUAAGCACACUAAUUAUCCUGGGAUAGAAUACAGCACGUACUGGAUGGAAGCUUACAUGAUGGAUAGUCUUAUCCAUUUAUAGCACUGCUAUAAUCAGAUGCUCAGCCAAUGUGCACAAAAUCUCUGGGAAUCAGGCCUGCUGAUUAAUCCUGAGAAUGAUCCUGAAUGGAUGUCAGAUUAAUAACUGCCUUUCGAUGCUGUGCCGUGAGUUAUGAAAAAGCUGAGUACUUCAGACUGCACUAAACUAAUACAAGAAUUUUUUGAAAUUCUGAGCUGCAAGAAUUGGGUAUUUGCCAGUACUCAGUUUAAAACAUGACAGCAUUUGAAUCUAGAAUCCUGUUUUUCCUUUUAACAGUAAAGCUCUAGCUGUGAGACCAACUUGAGAAAGGGUUUUUAUGCUCCUGUUGUUUUCUAUUAUCUUUAUAGGUUCCCUUAUCUUCUCCUCCAUUUUUGCCAUCAUGAAAGAAAAGAGUAACAAUUUCUCAUCUAUCAUGAGCUAAUG
Struthio camelus australis is the source of this 1093-nucleotide messenger RNA. It is a transcript of the gene LY96, whose product is annotated as lymphocyte antigen 96. Gene Ontology annotation, biological process: cellular response to lipopolysaccharide; innate immune response; positive regulation of lipopolysaccharide-mediated signaling pathway. Gene Ontology annotation, cellular component: lipopolysaccharide receptor complex. NCBI's taxonomy places the organism in Eukaryota, Metazoa, Chordata, Aves, Struthioniformes, Struthionidae. The record is from RefSeq and is a predicted model, not a curated record. Gene Ontology annotation, molecular function: lipopolysaccharide binding; Toll-like receptor 4 binding; lipopolysaccharide immune receptor activity.